Molecule: messenger RNA, 1949 nt
Organism: Panicum virgatum (switchgrass)
Lineage: Eukaryota; Viridiplantae; Streptophyta; Magnoliopsida; Poales; Poaceae
Product: probable glycerol-3-phosphate acyltransferase 3
Exons: 2
Coding region: 77-1699 (540 amino acids)
Biological process (GO): cutin biosynthetic process
Cellular component (GO): membrane
Molecular function (GO): glycerol-3-phosphate 2-O-acyltransferase activity; phosphatase activity
Source: RefSeq, a predicted model, not a curated record
CCCAUCGAAGCGAGAGGACAAGUACAUGCAACACCUAGACAGAGACGACUAGGUCGCCCCGGCCCAGCGAACGGCCAUGUCCAUGAAGCCUUUAUCACUGUCCAAGCCAGUCCUCUCCUUGUUCUUCCUCCUCCUGCGGAAGCUCGCCGGCCGGCACCACCGGGGCCGGAUGGCGGCGGCGACGAAGCCGAGGCCCCCGCCGCCGCCGCUGCCGGGUUUGGACAGGCUGCAUGGCCAGACCCUGGUCGUCGACGUAGAGGCGUGGAUCCUGCGCCAGCCGGUGCGCGCCUUCCCGUACUUCAUGCUCGUCGCCGUCGAGGCCGGCGGGUUCCUCCGCGGGCUCCUGCUGCUGCUGCUCUACCCGCUGCUGUGCCUCCUCGGCGACGACGGCGCGCGGGCGAGGGCCAUGGCCACGGUGGCGCUCGUCGGCCUGGAGGAGAAGGAGGUCGCCAGGGUCGGCCGGGCGGUGCUGCCCAAGUUCUUCCUGGAGGCCGCGGCCGCCGAGGGCGUGGCGGCGGUGCAGGCGGCGGCGCGGGUGGUGGCGGUGAGCGCGACGUUCCCGAGGGUGAUGGUGGACGGGUUCCUGAGGGAGUACGUCGGCGUGGACGCCGUCGUGGGGCCGGAGGUGAGGUCGGUCGGCGGGGUCCUCGCUGGGCUGGUGGACGAGGAGGACGCAGCCGAGAUGGCGGUGAAGAGGCUCCGCGGUCUGUUCGGCGGCGAGUUGAAGGCGGCGGGAAAGAAUAAUGGCGCCGUGGGGCUCGUCGGAGCGGCGAGCCGCGGUAGGGUGCACCACCUUUUCUCUACUUACUAUUGCAAGGAAACUUUCGCUGUGAGCGAGGCCGACACGCGGGGAUGGCGACCGCUGCCGCGGGACAGGUACCCGAGGCCCCUCGUCUUCCACGACGGCCGCCUCGCCUUCGCGCCGACGCCGGCGGCCGCGCUCGCCAUGUACACCUUCCUCCCCUUCGGCAUCGCGCUCGUCGUCUUCCGCUGCGUCGCCUUCUCCUUCCUCCCGUACCGCGUCUGCUUCCCCGUGGGCGCGCUCACCGGCAUGCACUACCGCCUCGUGGCCGGCCGCGUCCCCGGCGGCGGCGCGCGCCGAGGCGCCGGCGGGCGCCUGUACGUGUGCAACCACCGCACGCUGCUGGACCCGAUCGUCGUGGCGGCGGCGCUCGGGGCGCCGGUGACCGCGGUGACGUACAGCCUGAGCCCGGUGUCGGAGAUGCUGGCACCGAUCCGCACGGCGCGGCUGACGCGGGACCGGGAGGCGGACCGGCGCAGCAUGGCGGCGGCGCUGGCGCGCGGCGACGACCUGGUGGUGUGCCCCGAGGGGACGACGUGCCGGGAGGAGUACCUGCUCCGGCUCAGCCCGCUCUUCGCCGAGCUCGGCGUCGACGCGCACCCCGUCGCGUUGGACACGUGCGCCGGCAUGUUCUACGGCACGUCCACCAAGCCGGGGGCCAAGUGGAUGGACCCCUUCUACUUCCUGAUGAACCCGAGGCCGGCGUACCGGGUGGAGUUCCUGCCGCGCGCCGCCGCGUCGCGCUGCGGCGGCGGCCGCGGCGGCAGCAUCGACGUGGCCAACCGGGUGCAGCGCGAGCUCGGCAGGGCGCUAGGGUUCGAGCUCACCAGGCUCACCAGGAAGGACAAGUACAUGACGCUCGCCGGCAACGAAGGCGUCGUGGCGGCGGCGCCCUAAAUUAAACAAAACCACUGGCAUUAAUCGUUACUGAGCACGGUAAUACGACUCUGGUUGAGGACUUCCCUAAGCACACGGUUAUUAUGGGUGGUUUGUGAAAAAAAAUAUAUAUAAUAUUUAUAUAUGCGUGUAAAAGUGUAUAUUUUGCAUGUCAAGAGUUCUUGAGUAGCCAUCGCAGUGCUUGUAAAAUUCAUCAAACCAUUAAAAAGCUUAGUCAAAACAAAGGUGAUUUGGAAUUGCUAUCGGCUAA